Molecule: messenger RNA, 687 nt
Organism: Trichosporon asahii var. asahii CBS 2479
Lineage: Eukaryota; Fungi; Basidiomycota; Tremellomycetes; Trichosporonales; Trichosporonaceae
Product: tubulin beta chain
Exons: 7
Coding region: 1-687 (228 amino acids)
Biological process (GO): mitotic cell cycle; microtubule cytoskeleton organization
Cellular component (GO): cytoplasm; microtubule
Molecular function (GO): GTPase activity; structural constituent of cytoskeleton; GTP binding
Source: RefSeq, a predicted model, not a curated record
AUGGGCAGAGAAAUCAUCAACGUCUCCGUCGGACAGGCCGGUAACCAGAUCGGUACCGCCUUCUGGGAGAACAUCCUCCAGGAGCACGGCCUCAACGGCGAGGGCAAGUACGUCGGCAACGAUGACCAGCAGCUUGACAAGGUCGAUGUCUACUUCAGCGAGGCUAGCAACCGCAAGUUCGUCCCCCGCUCGGUCCAGGUCGACCUGGAGCCUGGUGUUGUCGACCUCGUCCGCCAGGGCCCGCUCGCCAACCUCUUCCGCCCCGACACCUUUGUUCACGGCCAGAACGGUGCCGCCAACAACUGGGCUAUGGGUUACUACACUGAGGGUGCCGAGCUUAUCGACCCCAUCCUUGACGUCCUCCCUCUCGGUGGCGGUACCGGUUCCGGUCUCGGUGCCCUCCUCUUGAGCAAGAUCCGCGAGGAGUACCCCGACCGUAUGCUCGCUACCUUCUCGGUUUUCCCCUCGCCCAAGGUCUCUGAGACCGUCGUUGAGCCCUACAACGCUGUCCUCUCCACGCACAUCCUCGUUGAGAACUCGGAUAUCACCUGCUGCAUCGACAACGAGGCUCUCUACAACAUCUGCGUCAACGACCUCAAGCUCAAGGCCCCCGAGUACUCUGACCUCAACCAGCUCGUCGCCAAGGUCAUGACCGGAUUCACCUGUAAGCUUUCCAAGGCAUACUGA